Messenger RNA from Mercurialis annua (annual mercury), 1398 nucleotides. RefSeq lists its product as uncharacterized. The record is from RefSeq and is a predicted model, not a curated record. The transcript has a single exon. The coding region runs from base 1 to 1398 and encodes 465 amino acids. Gene Ontology annotation, molecular function: zinc ion binding; nucleic acid binding. NCBI's taxonomy places the organism in Eukaryota, Viridiplantae, Streptophyta, Magnoliopsida, Malpighiales, Euphorbiaceae.
AUGGCAGGGAAGAGGAGUACAGUUCUGAUGAACGUUGGGGAGAGUAGUAAAAAAGUUAUUCUAACGGAAGAAGAAGAAGAAGAGAUAAUUCUGGAGGAUGAAAUUGAGUCUGAAUUCACAGCACAAGCCCGUCUUGGGUUAACUGGGAAACUGGUGACAAAAGUAAUAAACGUAGAGGCGAUGCGACGUACGUUUAAUUCCAUCUGGAAACUAAAUAAGGGUUUCGGAAUUAAACAAUGGCCGAAUAAUGUCUUCGUGUUCCAGUUUUAUAACAUGAGAGAUAAAGAACGAGUAAUUAAAGGUAGCCCCUGGACCUUUGAUAAUUCUCUACUAGUACUGAAGGAUGUGGAUAUGGAGGAGUCUCCAGACAAUAUAGUAUUUGAUAAGGUUCCUUUCUGGAUCAGAAUUCUGAACGUUCCUAUCGGAAGAAUGACCAAAUCUAUGGCUAGCACAAUUGGAGGAAGAUUGGGAACCUUGAUAGAGGUAGAUGAAGAUAGAUUGGGUGGUUGGAGCAGAUAUAUUAGGGUUAGAGUCGAUAUUGACAUCGAGAAACCUUUAAAACGUGGAGUUACGGUGAGACUGAAUGCUAAUCAGAAAAAAUGGCUUGAGGUGCAAUAUGAAAGACUUGGCAGUUUCUGUUAUGUUUGUGGGAGGCUAGGGCAUCAAGAUAUAGACUGUGAAGAAGGUGGUGAAGUGCUUGACAAGUCCUUAUACCAGUACGGAGAAGAGUUGAGGGCUUCCCCUCUAAAAAGUAUUAGCCGGAGCCAAAAGAUUGAUAAGGAAAAGGAGGACUCACUGAUAAAAGAAAUUAAUAAAAAGCUGCACUUUGGUAAUGAAGGAGCAGGUAAAGAAAGAGUAGCAGAAAUAAGCCAAGAAAACGGUGGAGAUAAUGAAAGGCAUAAAGAAAGGGAAGAACAAGUCAACAAUUCUGAUCCCAAAUCAAAUGUCAUAGGUAGUCAAGGAGAGGAGCAGCCAACGAAUAAUACAAAAGGAAAAGAGCAAGUUGUCCAAAAUAAAGGGGAGAUACUACCUAGUAUUAAUAGCCAACAAUUGAUGCAUGGCACUGUUCAUGAGAAUGAAUGCUUAUCUAUUACACAAGAAAGGGAGUUAGCUGCUUUGGCUAUCAACCUAACUCGUGAGGAGCAUGAAAAAAGUGUUACGGCAAAAAAUCAAGGAAAAAAUACCUGGAAGAGAGCAGCAAGACAGAAAAGUGAGGAAGAUAGGAGUUCUGGGGUAUCAAGUAGCAAGAGAGCUGGAGCAAAAAACCCUAGAGACGAAGUGGUGGGCAUGGAGAUUGACUCGGGUAUCUUAACUAAAAAGCAAAAAGACUCCCUCAAUCUAGCAAAUCUUUUAAUAUCGGCCGACUCGGAUGAAGUCCGAGUCCGCUGGGAGCAAUGA